GCUAAAGUAUAGUUCAGCCUCAGCCUAUUUUGCAGAUACAUAUAAUUAUUAAUUGGCUCUUGCUUUGAUACAGACUGAUCAAUUUAUAUUGUUUGAAUUUCUAUACUGUAACUUAUGCAAUUUGUGUUUGAGGAACUGAACAUGUACUACUGGUGUAUCAUCUCAUUAGACUUUUGCAAAUCUAUUUAUGUAUUUUGAGCCUCAUAUUUUGUCACUAUUCAUGCAGGUUUACACCUGAUGCUGCAAACUCUUUACCUGAUUUUUUUAUAUAACCAAAGCUAGAUGGUUGUUUAAUUGAUUCUGCUUAAGAUGUUAGUUCAAGUCUGUUUGUACUCUGUCUUCCAUACCUAAAAUUUAUAUAAGCUUACUUGUCAACUAUACUUUGUGUGUGUGUGUAGCAGCUAAUAGGCUUGUUUGCAUCUGACUGAUAAAGUCAAGGGCGGAUUCAGGAUUUCAUCUAAGGGGGGCGCAAGAGAUAUUUGGGGAAGGUAUUUUUUAACCUCAGUGGAACUUCUAGAAUUUAUCUCAUUAUUGCUCCUUAAAUCCAUUGUGUUCUAUCUGGUCAACGCCAGCUUGAAAAAUAAAACAUAGAAAAUGCUCAAGAGAUCCUCAGAAAGACAAUAUUUUAUUAUAUAUGAGAACAAAAUAAUUUCGUGGCAUUUAUAAUUAACUAGUGUAAUAAUAUUAAAGAAUAAAACAAAAAACUUCAUUGCUCUGUUAACUGAAAAAAAAAACAUUCUGAGGGAUCCCAAGGCAUAUCCCAGUGCAUUCCACACAAAACAAUGGCGAAAACGAAAAUCACAUUAUCUUAUUAACGCUAGACGAAACCAAGAAGGAUGUCUAUAGACCAUCUAUACAUCGCGUCUUGAGACCGUCUCCAGACUGCCUAUAGACAAAUGUUGCGCAUUAUAAUUGUCACAGUUAUUCUUCAGACUUUCGUUGUACAACUUAGAUUUACGGCAUGGUUGUUGUUUUCUCAGUUUUCGAAUCGGUGUUGAUCGCAUGUAAAAAUGUUGGAAAUCUUAAAAAAAAAACUAUAUCUGUUAGAUAGUAAUUAUUUUGAUAAUGUAUCUUUGAACAAAAUGAGAACAGGAAUACAGGGCUGUACAUAUUCACGUGAGGUGGAGGAGCUCUGUGAUUUAAACGAAUUCAGUAUGCGCGGGAAGAGAUGCGGAACGUGUAGUUUUGACUUUGAGCAUCUAUGGACGCAUUUUCUGGACAGGCCACAGGCGCACCGCUAAACAAAUAUCAUAAAUGACUUUUUUAGGGGUUCAUCUAACAUAGUACUUCACUGCAAUACAAACCACGAACAAAAUCAGUCAAGCUUUACACACUAUUUAAAUUACUAUUGAGCAACAAACAGAACAUAAAUGACUUUUUAAGUGCACUCUGUAUAGCUAAUAUAUUAGUCAGAUUUGUCACUAGUCACAAUAUUCGUAUAUAUCGUAUAAAUCGUAAGAAUUGUGCUGUAAACGUAAGUGAUGUCAAAGAGGGACAGCGUUUGGAAUUCCAAAGGAUACCAAAAAGUCGCAAUGCUCAGUUCCUAUAGUUAUAACUUAUAGUUAGUAUGUCUCUGUCGCCAUGAUGUGUCAGAAUGUAACACAAUGAUGUUAGAUUACAAAAUCAAGUAUCAGACGUCUUGGAGGGGGGCGCGCGCUGGAUAACGUCAUUUCCAAAAACACUACAUUAUGCUUCAGGCAUAAAUUUCACUAUUGUUUAGGUUAAUAAAGAUUGUUCCUAAUAUCUCAUUAUACUUAUUUCCCCAGGAUGCAUUUAUCAAAAUUGGAAAAACAGAAGGCCUUACGUCACUUUGGAGUGGUUUGAGCCCAACGUUAGUACUUGCCAUUCCAGCCACUAUAGUAUAUUUUGUAGUUUAUGAACAACUUAGACUUAAAUUGAAAGAUGUUCAUAAUAAAAAUAUACUUGGAGAAAAGGAGCAACCAUUCUGGAUACCCUUAGCUUCUGGAGCAAGUGCUAGAGUCAUUUCAGCUUCUGUUGUUAGUCCAUUAGAACUAAUUAGGACUAAAAUGCAGUCACAGAGACUUAAUUAUUUUGAGAUAGGGCAAGCUUUGAAAAGCCUAAUAGAAACAUCUGGUUAUAAAGGACUUUGGAGGGGAAUAUUUCCAACAUUAUUCAGGGAUGUUCCAUUCUCUGCCAUCUAUUGGACGAGUUAUGAAAGUAUUAAAUCAUUUUGCAAUGGUCAUAGCAAAGUUCCAUCUUUGCAGAUCAGUUUCUUUGCUGGUUUUGUAUCUGGAUCAAUUGCAGCAAUGGUAACUACUCCAUUUGAUGUUGUCAAAACUCACCAACAAAUUGAGUUUGGUGAGAGUAAAUUAUAUGGAAACAAAUCUCAAAGGGUGAGAACUACAUCAGAAGUAUUCAGACAGAUUUACCGACAGUAUGGUAUCAGAGGCUUGUUCACAGGGACUGUGCCCAGGGUAGUGAAGGUGGCACCAUCUUGCGCUAUCAUGAUAUCCUCAUUUGAAUAUGGAAAGGUCUUCUUCAACAGGUUAGCCAACAAAUAUUCGCAUCUAGACGAAGUUGACACGGUUGAUGGAAAAGUGAAUCACGUCGCUACUACCUCUAAUAAGCAGUCUUUUAAAGAAAGUAAUCUACUGGGUCAGCACUCGUCUAAGACAGAUGUAUUGUAAAUGGUCUUUUAGGUUGGGUUUUUAUUAUCGGCAAAUAAAUUUUUUGUUAGAAUGAUA
Molecule: messenger RNA, 2705 nt
Organism: Acanthoscelides obtectus
Lineage: Eukaryota; Metazoa; Arthropoda; Insecta; Coleoptera; Chrysomelidae
Source: the annotation of a GenBank genome assembly